Molecule: messenger RNA, 648 nt
Organism: Musca vetustissima
Lineage: Eukaryota; Metazoa; Arthropoda; Insecta; Diptera; Muscidae
Exons: 4
Coding region: 1-648 (215 amino acids)
Source: RefSeq, a predicted model, not a curated record
AUGGAAAAGGAAAGCCGAGGAGAGGGCGAAGAAAAUUCCACAGGUGAAAUGUUUGAUCCGCGCACGUCGUAUUUUCUUCUACUCCUCCUGACAUGGCUGCUGUCCGUGGCAAAGGCCGGUCGUUAUGAAUACAUCGUUGAAAAUGAUGCAGUUUUCGAUAAAUGCCCCGAAUUGGAGAACAAUAAUGGCAUUGACGAUUUAAUGGAUAUGAGUGGUGUAAAUUUCGAAUAUUUUGAAGGGAAAAUUUAUGUAACAGGAAAUGCAUCGCUCGUAUGGGAAGGUGUGGAAUCCACAGAUAUUGUUACAGGUUACGGUGAACUUCUGAAAUUUCAACGUGGUUACUGGCAGCCUACACCAAUUUACAUGUCUACGAAAGAUUUCUGUUCCAUUCAAUUUAAUAAAGCAUCCGUGUGGUAUCAAAUGUGGACCCGAUAUAUACCUGAAGAUGAACGUAAAUGUAUUAAUAAUUAUGGUCAUAUCUAUCACUAUGAAAAUUUUAAUGUGAACACUGUUCUGGAGUUUGCCUACAAUAUGGAAGGUCGUUACAAACUAUUGGCACGAUUUCAAGCAGUCGAUCCAGAAACCAAAGAACAACGACCGAAAGAAAUAUGUUUUCAAAUAUUUGGAGAAUUUGUUAAGGUGAAAUGA